AUGGCCGACUACGAUCAGGAGAACGGUCGUUACGACGACGAGCCUCGCUACCCCCGCGACCGCAGUGCUUCUCCUCGUGAUGAGCCCCGUGCCGACCGCGCCCGCAGCCGUUCCCCCAAUGCCCGUAUGGAGGACCGGUAUGUCCCCACGGAUGAUCGUCCGCCAAAUGCCCGGCCCCUCAUUGAUCCGCGCAAGCAGUUGGACGACGACGAGGAAGGCGCCACCAAUACUGGAUCCAACCUCUUCGUCACUGGCAUCAACCCGCGCCUGACCGAGUCCGACAUCAUGCGUCUGUUCGAGAAGUACGGCGAUGUCGAGAACUGCUCCAUCAUGGUGGACCCGCACACAAAGGAGUCUCGUGGCUUCGGCUUCGUCAAGAUGGUGACUUCCGAUCAGGCCGAUGCUGCCAAGGAAGGACUGCAGGGCGAGGUCAUCGAAGGCCGAACUCUGAGCAUCGAGAAGGCUCGCCGUAGCCGUCCCCGUACUCCGACUCCUGGAAAGUACUUCGGUCCUCCCAAGCGCGAGUUCCGUGGUCCUCCUGGUGGCGGUCGCCGCGGUGAUCGCUACGACGAUCGCCGUGGCCCGUCCCAUGGCAACUGGCGCCGUGGCGGCGACGACUACCGAUAUGGUCGCUACGACUCGUACAGUGACCGCCGUGGCUACGGAGGCGGCGGCGGCGGCGGCGGCGGCCGUGACUACCGCGAUUACGAUCGCCGGGGUGAUGACUAUAGCGGUGGAUAUCGUGGCGGUGUCGACCGGUACGCAUCCAGUCGUGAAGACCGCUACAGCCGUGAAGACCGGUACAGCCGCGAUGAUCGCCGCGAUGAUCGUUUUGAACGUCGAGGCUAUUAUGACCGUGAUGCUAACCCUCCCAGCUACGGUGGUGGUGGUGGUAGUAGCGGCGGUGGUGCUCCCCCGAGCCGUGAGCCCUACCCUCCUCGCUCUUUCGAGCCCCGUGAAGACCGAUACAGAUAA
Aspergillus candidus is the source of this 975-nucleotide messenger RNA. RefSeq names its product RNA recognition motif domain-containing protein. Gene Ontology annotation, molecular function: RNA binding. The transcript has 4 exons. The record is from RefSeq and is a predicted model, not a curated record. The coding region runs from base 1 to 975 and encodes 324 amino acids. NCBI's taxonomy places the organism in Eukaryota, Fungi, Ascomycota, Eurotiomycetes, Eurotiales, Aspergillaceae. Gene Ontology annotation, biological process: positive regulation of mRNA splicing, via spliceosome. Gene Ontology annotation, cellular component: spliceosomal complex.